Molecule: messenger RNA, 1062 nt
Organism: Mucor velutinosus
Lineage: Eukaryota; Fungi; Mucoromycota; Mucoromycetes; Mucorales; Mucoraceae
Exons: 3
Coding region: 1-1062 (353 amino acids)
Source: RefSeq, a predicted model, not a curated record
AUGGCAACUACCAUCAACAUUGAAAAGUCCGAUGAUCUACUCGUCAAAAUUGAAAAUCUCUCCAAUUUAGCCAAGGCAUCAUGCUAUAAAAGCAAAGGCAAGACACUUAGAGACUACAUUGACAACUUGCUGGAUGUAUUGGAUGAUUUGAUUCGGCUUUCUGCUGAUCGGUUCAUGAGCUUGGGUGAUAUCGAUCAUGAUGACAUUGAGGAAGACGAGUAUGAACAGUACAUUGUUCACCCCAAUGAUAUCAUUCGAGCCAAGGGAUACUCCAGUGCCAUCUUGUUGAAGCUGAUCUCUGCAGAAAUCUUGUUUGAAGAUGACAAGGACGAGGAAAGGAUGGAAAGAGCCUCUCGAUUGCUGGCACACAUGUCUGGUAGAGGAGCUGCAGGCUCAAUUACUCGCACGUGGCACAUUCCGUACCUGAACUCUAACGGUGUUCGACAAGAACUCCUUGUGCCUCUUCAUGAGCCAUGUUAUGUAGGUAAUGACCUUGGGUUCAAGACAUGGGGAGCAGCACCAAUGAUGGCCAAGAAAUUGCUGCAACAAAAUAUCAUACCCAACCUUCCAGAUUGCCGUGUGCUUGAAUUAGGCACAGGCACAGGCAUGGUAGGCUUGAUAUGUGAUCACUUGGGCGCCAGUGAGAUUCAUGUGACAGAUUAUCAUCCCCGUGUACUUGAAAACGUGGCGUAUAAUGUUCAAUUGAACAAAUCUCGAGCCCAAGUAUCCAAACUCGACUUUAUCCAAGUUGCCAAAGACGAAGCUAGUGAAUGGCAUAAUCAACAGUUUGACAUUGUCAUUGCCAGCGAUUUGCUGUACGAGAUGGAACAUGCCGAGUACCUUCCGAUUGCUGUUGAGAAGCUGAUGAAGAACGAUUUCUAUUUCAUGAUUCCAUUGCGAGAGACACAUUGGGAGGAAGUGCACCACUUUGAAGCCAAGAUGAAGUCUUUAGGGCUGUCGAUCAGACGAAUGCAAGACAGUGAGAGAGAGGAGGAAGAGGGGCUGGUACAGUUUAGAUAUUAUGAGUACACCCGUGGUGCAAUAUCAAAUGUAUCACAAUAG